Molecule: messenger RNA, 1169 nt
Organism: Polyodon spathula (Mississippi paddlefish)
Lineage: Eukaryota; Metazoa; Chordata; Actinopteri; Acipenseriformes; Polyodontidae
Product: phosphatase and actin regulator 2-like
Exons: 4
Coding region: 206-667 (153 amino acids)
Biological process (GO): actin cytoskeleton organization
Molecular function (GO): actin binding
Source: RefSeq, a predicted model, not a curated record
AUAAAGGAUGACAGGAAUUCAACUAUGUUGAAACCGUGGGUAAACUGUGUUGCAGCGAGCGUUGAAGUUAGACAGCACUGCUAAAGUACGGGGGAAAAAGAAGGUGAAAUGAAAUUUAGGAUAACGUUCUCGAAACGGCUACAUUACCAAAGAUCUUCAGAGACUGCAUGAUUGUUGGUACAUAGGCCCAUGAAACGAGCAAGAAAUGGGGCAGACGUCAGUCUCAACCUUGUCUCAGAAUGCAAGUGUUGACGGGUUGGAGAAGAUAUCACUUGCUAACUCUGAUGUGGUAAUCCCAGGAUCUCAGACACCUCCACUCAAAAGAAAAGGCAAGCUUUCUUCAUUGGGAAACAUUUUUAAGCCUUGGAAAUGGAGAAAGAAGAAAACGAGUGAAAAGUUUCAAGAAACCUCAGCAGUGUUGGAGAGAAAAAUAUCCACAAGGCAAAGUCGUGAAGAAUUAAUAAGAAGAGGUGUUCUCAAGGAAAUCCCUGAUCAAGAAACCUCGAAUGGACACACAGUACCUCUCAGCAUAGAGCCAGUGGCAGAAGAGAUUCAAGUGGACAUUGAAAUACAGGAUGACUCUUCAGAGGGGAAGAAAACAUCACCAACUGAUGAAACGGAAGACAAAAAAGGUAAGGCAAUAAUAAUGCAGAUAUUUUUGUCUUGACUAUCUUGAUUAAAUGCAUUAAAUAUUCCAAGGACUGCCCAGUAAUCCAUGCUUCAGUUCUUAGUGUUCAAAGACAAUACCAAUACUGCAAUCAGUAAAUGUUCAGAUAACAACAAAAAAUCUGGAAUAUGAUGCAUUUCAUAACAGUGAAACAGCACAGAGAGUUAAGAGUUUCACACAGACAUGCUUUAGUACACACCCACCUGCUAAUUAAUUCUGUCUCAUGUUCUACAUGCUUUGAAUCUUUUAGAAGUUUGAGUGAAUCAAAUUAACUAUUUUUCAUGCUAAAUCUUAGUACUGCUUAGAGGCUGAUAGUAAUAGAAAUGAAAUGUGCAUUGUUUUAAAAGGGUGUUUGCAAAGACUUUAUAAGAUAAGAAAUUUAGGCAGUUAUUGAAGAUCAGGAAGUGUAUUUUGUGUGUGAUUCUUCAGUUUGUCCAUGUAUUUAAAUAUGCUUUACCAUAUGUCUCUGGGUUUUACAUUGCUUACCUAUGCUUUCACUGUG